AUGAAUUUGAACAUAGAGAGGGAUUUGACAGGAUUUUGUAUUAAAUUCGAGGUUAGACCAGUUAAUUUUUUUAUGCUAAGAAUAAUGAAACUUUGUAUAUGGAUUUUACUGCAAAUAUUGGGCUACUUCCUAAUACAUUACAUUUCUCUUAGAGAGAAGGUGAUCUUCGUAAAAAUAUUAUUCUCUUCGAUCACCUUAUUCUUAAUAAGAACUCCAACAAUUGAUUCUUUUUACGUUUUCAGAGAUUAUGGUAUCCAAAUAUCGACUACUAGAGGUUGUGUACUUCUUCCCCAAAAGUUAAACGAUGUUUUAUUCGAGACGAAGACCUUUAUACCAACUGAUGAGAUAGUAGAUGUUGUCAUUAAUGAGGGGAUUCAAGGGUUUUCUGUCAUAUUUUAUCUCUGUGCAAUCGUUAAAAGAUCGAAGAAAUUGCAUAUAAUAUUCCCGGUAUGUAUAUCCACAUAUCCAAAAAUUCUGAGAGGUAUAUUUUACUAA
Messenger RNA from Eremothecium cymbalariae DBVPG#7215, 495 nucleotides. It is a transcript of the gene GPI15, whose product is annotated as phosphatidylinositol N-acetylglucosaminyltransferase GPI15. Gene Ontology annotation, cellular component: glycosylphosphatidylinositol-N-acetylglucosaminyltransferase (GPI-GnT) complex. Gene Ontology annotation, biological process: GPI anchor biosynthetic process. The transcript has a single exon. The coding region runs from base 1 to 495 and encodes 164 amino acids. The record is from RefSeq and is a predicted model, not a curated record. NCBI's taxonomy places the organism in Eukaryota, Fungi, Ascomycota, Saccharomycetes, Saccharomycetales, Saccharomycetaceae.